GAACCCAGGACAGUUUCAGAGGCGCCCCUGUAUCCUCUCCAUUUCCCGGGCAGGAGUGGUCCGGAGCCUGCCGCGGCUCCCAACCGGCCCAUAUCCUCCUCCAUCCUUCCCUCCCCCCGUCUGCCGCGGCACCGGUAUCCGCAGCCACCAGCCCGGAGCCGGUGAGGCGGCAAAGGGGGGGAGGGGGAGGAAGCAAGGGAUGAGCUCCGGGAGGGCGUCGGGGGCCCUGAGCCGGACGAGGACUCCCCUGGAACCGGGACCCGAGCCAGAACCGGAGCCGGAGACAGAACCAAACCACCGGUACCGGGUGGGCCAACUGCAGCCCACUAAACCCAGGAGGCGCCCUGGCCCGCGCUCGCCCCCCAGGGCCUCAUGUCGGAACCACAGCCUGGCCUGGAGCCGCCCCAACAUGGGCUGUACAUGCUCUUCCUGCUUGUGCUGGUCUUCUUCCUCAUGGGCCUUGUAGGCUUCAUGAUCUGCCACGUGCUCAAGAAGAAAGGCUACCGCUGCCGCACAUCUAGGGGCUCAGAGCCUGAUGAUGCCCAGCUCCAGCCCCCUGAAGACGAUGACGUGAAUGAGGACACAGUAGAGAGGAUUGUUCGCUGCAUCAUCCAAAAUGAAGCCAAUGCUGAGGCCUUGAAGGAGAUGCUAGGGGACAGUGAAGGAGAAGGGACAGUGCAGCUCUCCAGUGUGGAUGCCACCUCCAGCCUGCAGGAUGGAGCCCCUUCCCAUCAUCACACAGUGCAUCUUGGCUCUGCAGCUCCUUGCAUCCACUGUAGUCGCAAUAAGAGGCCCCCACUUGUCCGUCAGGGUCGCUCCAAGGAAGGAAAAAGCCGCCCCAGGCCAGGAGAAACCACUGUGUUCUCAGUGGGCAGAUUCCGAGUGACACACAUUGAGAAGCGAUAUGGCCUACAUGAACACCGUGAUGGUUCCCCUACAGACAGAAGCUGGGGCUCUGGUGGGGGCCAGGAACCAGGGGCCAGUCAGGUGGCUGGGGGAGGGCAGCCUAGGACAGGAACAGCUGCCAUUGAGAGGCUGCUCCCUGAGCCACCACCCUCCCAGGCCGUAGCCACCCACCCAGUGCAGAAUGGAGGACUCAAGGAUGAUAGCCUAGUCCCUAGUACACUUGAGGCAACCCCUGGGACCUCUGCAGAACUGACCUUAGGCACUAGAGGAAGAGGCCCAAGCCCAGGGCUGCCUAGGCAAGAGGCAAAUGGACAGCCAACCAAGCUGGACACCUCAGGUCAGCAGGAGACUCUACCACCAGAAGCAGGGGGCAUGUGAGGCGAGUCUCCCUGAGCUCAGAGACCAGGUAACUUCAUCCUCCCGUCCUCUACCUGAACUAUCCAAGCCUAUCAACUCCCUGACCCCUUGGGAUGAACUACGAGCUUAAUGUGUGUUAUAGAUUCCUUGGCUGGUGGUGGGGAGUGGGCAUAGAGGUCCUGCAGGAGUUAGAUGCAAUCUGGAGAAUAGGAGGAUCAGAGCUUGAAGAGGAAGCAACACUGUCCCCCCCCUCCUUUCUUCCAAGCCUCACUCUUCACUGUGCUGAUGGAUUACCAGCAGGCAUUGCCAGGGUAUGGAUAGCCAUGAAGGCUCUCCCCUCCACUGGACAGCACUGCUCCUCAGUUAAGGGACCAGCUCUACUUCUGUCCAGAGUUACAUGGUCCCAGGCUGAGGGACCUCAGGAGGAGCGCCUCCCAACUCCCAACCCCUCAUUCUUUUUCCUUUCCCUACCUGCCAACAGGUUGCCUGGCCUGCCUUCCCCAAAACCUCGCUCCAUAUGCAAGAGCGUGGCAGCUGGGACCAGGCCCUACCCAUGGUGGGCCCCUAAAGCAAUAGCACCUUAGGCUCCCUGCCCUCUUGGCACAAGAGGCCCAGGCCCUAGCUUGGACUUCAUGCCCUUUAUUCACUGUCAAUAAAUCCGCUCAGACCAUUA
Molecule: messenger RNA, 1936 nt
Organism: Phodopus roborovskii (desert hamster)
Lineage: Eukaryota; Metazoa; Chordata; Mammalia; Rodentia; Cricetidae
Gene: Rell2
Product: RELT like 2
Exons: 7
Coding region: 373-1284 (303 amino acids)
Biological process (GO): positive regulation of cell-substrate adhesion; positive regulation of p38MAPK cascade
Source: RefSeq, a predicted model, not a curated record